Molecule: messenger RNA, 2328 nt
Organism: Purpureocillium lilacinum
Lineage: Eukaryota; Fungi; Ascomycota; Sordariomycetes; Hypocreales; Ophiocordycipitaceae
Molecular function (GO): protein binding
Source: RefSeq, a predicted model, not a curated record
AUGAAGUGUUGUGCCAGUCUCCUGCUGGGAAUCCUCGCCGUCUGGGGGUCUCCCUGCUCGGCGCAGUUCACCAACUGGCAGCAGCAUCAGAUCAAUACAAGUAUAUGCUACUGGAUACAGCCUCGGGCUGCCUUGAUAAGAGACACUGUAUAUCUUGAUGGAGGGGACAUCUGGUGGUCUCCUGGACUCGACUCAGGGAAGCUAGGGACCGUCGUCAACGAUGGAAACCUGCAGGGAAUCAUUCUCGCGUACAAUCUUAGCGACUCAUUCUCUCCAGACACCAAUGUCACCCAGCUGCUACUCAAGAAUGAAUUCUCCAAAGCCAGGGGAGGCAAGCUGGAUAGCAUUAGCUCCGAACCCAACUUCCAGGACGGAGCCCUACUCGGAAACGAUGCCGAGUUCUUCUUGUACGGUGGCACGAUGCUUAAGAACAGCGCGCUGUACGAAGAACCCCCCGCGGAUUCCAUUCUCAAAUACACGGCGUAUCAGUAUGGCGUAGACAAGCCGCUAUUCAAGACAGGUCUGCUCGACGCGCGCCUCGAUAACGGAGUGAACCGUUACGUCUCCUACGGCGCCGGCGUCAGCGCGCCAUCGGAGAACAUGGCCUGGUACUUUUCCGGCCUGACAGCGCCAGGCCGUGGUCCUUUCUACUCCAAUUCCAACAACGCAUCGACGAGGGCGCUCAACGUGUCCAACACCCUAAUCUCCUUGGACUUAACAACACAGCUCAGCGAGAAGUGGAGCAACGACACGCUUCCAGACAAAAUCAAGGGCCGGUCCAAUGCCGAGGUCGUCUGGGUGCCAGUGGGCAAGCGCGGCAUUCUGGUCGUGCUCGGCGGCGUCGUCUACCCCGAAUGGGCAUGGACAACCAAGUCGCACGCUUCGUCAGAUGAAGAUGCCAGUAAAAAGCAGAGCCCCGAAUUUAUGCGCACCAUCGACAUCUACGAUGUGGACAGCAAGAAGUGGUACCAGCAGUCAACCAAAGACGGCCCCAGCACCCGCGCCAGGGGCUGCGCCGUUGUUGGCACGGCCGCUGAUCGCUCGAGCUUCAACAUCUACUACUAUGGUGGAUUCGAUGGCAUACAUCCCGCCAACGACUUCUACGACGACGUGUGGGUGCUUUCACUGCCGUCAUUUACUUGGACGCAACUUAGCAAUGGCACAUCGCUUCACGCCCGGGCUGGCCAUAAGUGCUUCAUGCCAUACCCGGAUCAGAUGAUGGUUUUCGGCGGCUAUCCCCCAACCCCUGGCGCCCUCCCAUCGUGCCUAGACAAGGGCCCCAUUGUUCUCUACAAUAUCACAAGCGGUCAAUGGCUCGAUUCUUACGAUCCAGCCAAGUAUGGCAAAUACGCGGUCCACGAGAAGGUAUACUCCGCCAUUGGCGGUGACGCGUCCGGCGGCGCUACGAAGACGAAGCCUGCUUCCGGGUGGGAUUCGGCGGCGCUUGGCGAUGUGUUUGCGACAAAGUACGACACCAGCAAGAUUACGACGUACUGGCCAUACAAGUCGGCGACGCCUACUGGGCGGCCGGAUCUGCCCCAGCAAGACGGCGGAAGCAGCAGCAAGAAAAACGUCAUCAUUCCCGCGGUGGUUGUACCCGUCGUGGCCCUCAUCGGCGCCGGCCUGGUCGCGUUCUGGUGUAUGCGUCGUCGGAGACGAGGUGGGAGCAGUGUCUCCAAGGACUCAACAGAUGAGGCUGGGAACCGCAUCCGCUCCUGGAUCAGAGGCCAGAACGGCGGCGCCAAGUCUUUCACUGUCACAAGCUCCGAGGCCGCCUAUCCGAGUCCGACCCCAGAGAUGGCCAAGGUCACAGCCUUGUAUCCACCCGUGUCGCCUGAGCCAGAUCCCUCGGUCCAUCACGAAAUGGCCGAUACCCAGGUCGCUGAGCUUGGAGACACAUCGCCGCCGGCGGAGCUGCACGACACGGGGCUUACCCCCGUUGAGGUGAUACAGAAGCACUCCAAUUUUGGGCGCAACAGCACUCGGUCGCCGUCAAACCCCUCGCACAGCUCCUUUUCCGGCCUCGGCGACAACACAAGCUUCGUAUCUGGCUCCAGUGCCCGCAUCGACUCGCCUGUGGUCCCCCACGCGUCUCUGCAAAUGGGCUCCCUGGGCGACACGAGACCAACGCCUCCGCCGGUGCCCGAAUCGCCGGUUAGGGGCAAUGCCGAGGACGAUGAACCCAUUGGUUCGCCGGGGCCCGUCUCGCCGCCUACCUCGGGAGACGCACGCGGCGAGGAUUACCUGUCGGCUGGGGAAGUGGCGAGUGCGUCACGUAAGAAGAGCAUCUUUCGGGAGAAUGACGAGGACAUGGGAGGAGCUCGGUAG